Messenger RNA from Nycticebus coucang (slow loris), 2114 nucleotides. Its product is annotated as cytochrome c oxidase assembly factor 4 homolog, mitochondrial. NCBI's taxonomy places the organism in Eukaryota, Metazoa, Chordata, Mammalia, Primates, Lorisidae. The transcript is spliced from 2 exons. Bases 156 to 419 code for a protein of 87 amino acids. The record is from RefSeq and is a predicted model, not a curated record. Gene Ontology annotation, cellular component: mitochondrial intermembrane space. Gene Ontology annotation, biological process: mitochondrial respiratory chain complex IV assembly.
GACGGAAGAUCCUCCGCUGCCAGCGAAUCCGCCUCUGCGACGCAGGCGAGCCUGUUCGGUUAGUCUUCCCCUCUGCUUGGUGAGCACCGCGUUCCGCGGCCUUGCGCGGAAAGCGUUGUAGGCGCGACGGAAUUGGGCCUGUCGGAUUCUCCCAGAUGUCAACCUCAGUUCCUCAAGGCCAUACCUGGGCCCGGCAGGUGAAGAAGGAAGAUGAGGAAGAGGACCCACUGGACCAGCUGAUCUCCCGCUCUGGCUGUGCUGCCUCCCACUUUGCAGUGCAGGAAUGCAUGGCCCACCACCAGGACUGGCGGCAGUGCCAGGCACAGGUGCAGGCAUUCAAAGAUUGCAUGAGUGAACAGCAGGCAAGACGGCGGGAGGAGCUGCAGAGGAGGAAAGAGCAAGCAAGUGCUCAUCCCUGAGACCCCAGGCCACGCGUCCCCAUGUACAAGGACAGGGCCAUAUAGAAACCCAGAAAUGAUGGACAUAUGAGCCAGGAGGUAUAAAACUUGUAAUCUUUGGAACUGGGAUUUUGAGAGCCAUGGGUUCAGGUAGGAUUGCCACAAAGAGCUAUUAUAUUUUUGUGGUCACAUCCCACACAUCCUCACCCAUUUUGUUCCACCAAUAUUUUGCAGUAAAACAAAGUGGGUUAGGGGAUGUGCCCAUCUCAGUACUUGGUACUAAGAUGAUUACAGGGACAUUUUAAUUUAAAAGUAAAUUCACAGUCUAAAUUGGUUACCUAGUUACAUCUUCAUUUAUUCACUCAUGGGAUCAACAACAGCAAGAAUUUCUGAAGCAUUGUGUUGGAAACUGAUGUGAUGAAUAUUGUGACCUCUAUGUUAGUUAAAAGUCUAGUUUGAGAGAUAGUAAUAAAAUAACACUGUAACAACUAGUUCCUGACAAUGGUAUGAGAGUUUUUAUCAUUUAUCACUUGCUCUGGAUGUUUCAUUUAGUUUAAUGGAAGGAAAAAAAACAGCAAGACAACCUUUUAUUCAAAUAUUGAAUACCAGAUUCUGUUUAAUUAACAGAUGCAGUGUAUGGCCUGAACCUGCUUCCACCCCAACAAACACAAAGUUGGCCUAACAUUUAGCAAUUAUAUUUAACAUUAAAAUAUAGAUUUCCAGGCCAGAUGCAGUGGCUCAUGUCUGUAAUCCUAGCACUCUGGGAGACAAAGGUGGGUAGAUUGUUUGAGCUCAGGAGUUUGAGAACAGCCUGAGCAAGGGUAAGGCCCUAUCUCUAUUAAAAAAUGAAAAACUGAGGCAAGAGGAUCGCCUGAGCCCAAGAGUUUAAGGUUGCUGUGAACUAUGACACCACGGCACUCUACCAAGGGUGACAAAGUGAUACUCUUGUCUCAAACAAAAAAAAAAAGUACAGAUUUCCAGCUUUUGAAAAAUGGAGCUUUUAUUCCUACUUGACAACAAUUUGCUGGAGCAGAACAUUUCCUCCUUUAAGAGGGUUGUGUUUUCCUAUUCAUAACAGUUGCAAUCACUUCUCAUUUUUCUUCAGUGAAACUGCCUUACCCAUUCUGUUCCUACCUAGCUCUGUAAGGCAUUUGGGAGUGGGAAGGAGGGUGGGGGAGUGAUCCUAGCCAUAGAAGCUGGAAUGAAACUUUUUUUUUUCUUUUUUUGAGAUAGUGCCUUGCUCUGUCACCCAGAGUAGAGUGCAGUGGAAUCAUCAUCGUUCACUGUAAUCUCAAACUCUUGAGUUCAAGCGAUCCUCCCACCUUAGCCUCCUGAGUAGCUGGGAUUACUGCUGCAUGCCAUGAAACUUAAGUAAUUUGAGGUUGGUGUGAGCUAGGCUGACUCCACAGCACUCUAUCCAGGGGCAACACAGUGAGACUCUUGUCUUUAAAAACAAUAACGGGAGACUUCCGACUUAGGUCUUCCCCUUUGCCCGAAGCCCUGGUGCUUUUUAUUCCUUAUGUAUUCCUUUCUGUCUAAUAAAAAUCCUAUCUUACCACUGAUCUGUGGUCCAUGGGUUCAUUCUUCAAAUCCCAGAGACCAAGGACCUACCCUGUUUCCCCGAAAAUAAGACAUCCUCCGAAAAUAAGACCUACUUACAGGACAGAUAAGACGUCCCCUGAAAAUAAGACCUAGUGCAUCUUUGGGAGCACACCU